Nymphalis io (European peacock) is the source of this 2247-nucleotide messenger RNA. RefSeq lists its product as uncharacterized. The coding region runs from base 76 to 2247 and encodes 723 amino acids. Lineage: Eukaryota; Metazoa; Arthropoda; Insecta; Lepidoptera; Nymphalidae. Gene Ontology annotation, biological process: synaptonemal complex assembly; replication-born double-strand break repair via sister chromatid exchange; mitotic sister chromatid cohesion. Gene Ontology annotation, cellular component: synaptonemal complex; cohesin complex. The record is from RefSeq and is a predicted model, not a curated record. The transcript is spliced from 17 exons. Gene Ontology annotation, molecular function: chromatin binding; protein binding.
AAAUUUGGUGUUCCUUUUUCGUUUCGCUUUCGUCGUGUUGAAUAAUUUUAUAAAAUUUAAUAGAUUAAACUCAAAAUGUUUUAUCCUGUUGAAUCGUUGAAAAGAGGAGGAAGAUUUUAUUUAUGUUGGGUUGCAGACUCUUGGCCUCUACGUUUUGCAACGAUUACCCAUCGUCAGCUUUGGUCUCAAGACAUACGCCAAAUAUGUGACGAUUUAUUGGAAGUUAUGAAAAAUGAGUCCGGUCGCCCAAAAAAUAGAUUUUCUUUACGGCUGAGUUCCCAAUUGAUGCGAGGGCUAGUCCGCUUAUAUCAAAGAAAAGUUACUGUAUUCGUUGGUGAUUUAUGCAUGAUCAAUGCACUUGUGAUGAAAAGCACUAAUAAAAAAGUAAUGCCUGAAACAACUGCCCAUGAAUCAAUAACCAUUAUUCAACGUCCAGAUUUGCCAAGAUUAAUUUUUGAGGAACAAGUCGAUGAUGAUAAGAUUGAAGAACGGAUUGGGAAUAGUGGUAAUAUAGUUGCAAAUGUACAAGAUAUUACAUUGAAAGAGCCUAUUCUGCCAGAAAACAGGUUACAUCUGGAUGAUGGUUUCGGGGAACUCCACCCCGACCAGCCGCUGCAGGUGCUAGCGGACAGGACAUUGGAGACCAUGAUGGUGCAGGACGCCUCUGCCACGAUACACAGUGGGCUGGACUUGCACGACGUGUCUACGGACAAGUCGCACGACAAAUCCAGACGAAUGCCCCACGAAUCAUUACAAAUGGAGCAAAUAUCUGAACAUGAUCUGUCUAUAUUUAGGAAAUCUGUCGGCGAAGAAUUAAUCGUUGGAGCUGAUUUUGAUAAAGAUAUACCUGAAAUUCCUGAAAUCCCGCCUCCUGACUUGCCUGCUCCUGAAAUAGAGAACCAACAAGGGCGACCGUUAAGAGCUAAAGAGUCAUUACUACCUUCAACUCGUGAAGUAACAGAAAAUGUGAACGAAAAAUCGCUCGAGGAAUUCGUUUUGGAGUAUCGUCUGCGUACAGUAAAGCCUGUGACACACAUACCUGUAGCUGUCACAGAACUAUACCGGGUACUGGAACUGGAAGAGGAGCCCCGGAUAAAGAGAAGAAAAUUAAAAAAUAAACUGAUCGUUGACAAAAAUAUCAAACUGAGCUCUAAUUUCAUACGUUCGCGCAUCGAAAAUAUCAAUGUCGACCUGCGUUGUGAGGACGGUAUUGGCGACAUAAUUAGUAUCUACGCGACACCUAGCAUACUCCUAAACAGACCAGCUCACUGUGGGUCGUCACUGCACUCGAACCUCGGGUACCAGCUGUCCUACAUGUUCUCGAGAAACCUGGGAGCAGUGCAGAGGCAACCAGUAGAUCAAGAUAUAGAGGAAGUUAUAGCUCAAAGAACAAGGCAAUCCAACAUGAGGUCGACUCUCGAAAUCGAUGAAGUAAUCGAACCAGCCGACAAAAGAAUCCAAUCAAUACACCAUGAAUUCGAUGUUCCGAAGGAAAUUGACAUCACGGACCCGAACCUCGUACAAGACGAAAUAGCCCCAAUCGCGCCGGGUCAAGAAUUAAUGGAUAUAUCCGAUUUACCGACACAGAGACUGUUAACGACGUCACAGGCACAGAAACGAACAAGCGAUAAUGAUCCUUCGCCAAAAAGACAACGUCGAGGUGGCUACGUGUCGUACAGACUCAGCCAACAAACCGAGUUGGAAGCAUAUAACGCAGAAGUAAAUAAAGAAAAUAUACCCGAAAAUCGUCAACAAGACGCAGAGCGUAUAACUGCGAUGUUGGUCGAAGCUGGUUUAGCAGAUAUACAAGAACAUUCUCUUGUUCUGCCAACUGACGUCGAACCCACGAUCCCCGCUAUAUUGACGCAGAAAAGUAGAAGAAACGGCAGUGAAACAUCGGAAACACCUUUAGGUAGUUUAGAUAGAACCAAAGUGUCUCUCGGGGACUCGGAGAAAACUACCGACUCGAAAAGAUUCAUCCGGGAAGAAUGGGGAACCCAAGGAACGAUGCACAAGAUCUAUAAAUGUAUAAGGAAAGGUGUGAAGCCGUUGGACCUGCACUGCCUCGUCACGAAGGGCCCGACCAUCUCGGGCCACCGACGGGUCAUCGCGGCUCGCUGUUUCACUUCCAUGCUGAAAUUAAAACAACAUGGAUUUAUUAGGAUUGUAAAAGAUCCAAAUACGUACGAAAUUAAGGAUAUCGCUCUGGGAAGCAAAAUUAUUUCCAACAAGAGGCAAGAUGAUUAG